Molecule: messenger RNA, 2278 nt
Organism: Cygnus atratus (black swan)
Lineage: Eukaryota; Metazoa; Chordata; Aves; Anseriformes; Anatidae
Gene: PIGK
Product: phosphatidylinositol glycan anchor biosynthesis class K
Exons: 11
Coding region: 38-1195 (385 amino acids)
Biological process (GO): proteolysis; attachment of GPI anchor to protein; protein localization to cell surface
Cellular component (GO): GPI-anchor transamidase complex
Molecular function (GO): GPI-anchor transamidase activity
Source: RefSeq, a predicted model, not a curated record
UGCGCAGCGGCCGCUUCCCGGAGCCGGGCGGGGUAAGAUGGCGGCCGCGCUGAGUGCCGCGGCCCUGCUCUUGGGCUGCUGCGGCGCGGCGCUCGCCAGCGGCGUCCAGGAUCAAGCAGAACAGUUCUUUAGAAGUGGACAUACAAAUAACUGGGCAGUUUUGGUGUGCACAUCUCGAUUCUGGUUUAAUUACCGUCAUGUGGCAAACACUCUUUCAGUAUACAGAAGUGUGAAGAGACUGGGCAUUCCUGAUAGUCACAUUGUCCUGAUGCUGGCAGAUGAUAUGGCGUGUAAUCCCAGAAAUCCCAAACCAGCUACUGUGUUUAGUCAUAAAAACAUGGAGCUAAAUGUAUAUGGAGAUGAUGUGGAAGUAGAUUACAGAAGCUAUGAGGUUACUGUGGAAAAUUUUUUGCGUGUAUUAACAGGAAGAAUUCCACCAAGCACACCUCGAUCCAAACGUCUUCUUUCUGAUGACAGAAGCAAUAUUCUGAUAUAUAUGACAGGCCAUGGUGGAAAUGGUUUCCUAAAAUUUCAAGAUUCAGAAGAAAUCACAAAUGUAGAACUUGCUGAUGCUUUUGAACAGAUGUGGCAGAAAAGAAGGUACAACGAAUUGUUAUUUAUUAUUGAUACUUGUCAAGGAGCAUCCAUGUAUGAACGAUUUUAUUCACCUAAUAUAAUGGCCUUGGCUAGCAGCCAAGUAGGAGAAGAUUCUUUAUCACAUCAACCUGAUCUUGGGAUUGGCGUUCAUCUUAUGGACAGAUACACAUUCUAUGUGCUGGAGUUCUUGGAAGAAAUUCAUCCAGCCAGUCAGACAAAUAUGAACGACCUAUUUCAGGUCUGUCCAAAAAGUUUGUGUGUUUCCACACCUGGACACCGAACCGAUCUCUUUCAGCGAGACCCUCAAAAUGUUCUCAUAACAGACUUCUUUGGCAGUGUAAGAAAGGUGGAAAUUACAACAGAGACAAUUUCUUUGGACCGUGACUUAGCUGGCUUUGAAAAUGAGCUUCCAAAGGAUGAAUUGGCAACAGAACCGCUAAAAUAUGCUGAUCAACUUCCUGUUGCUCAGAUAAUACACCAGAAGCCAAAACAAAAGGACUGGCAUCCUCCUGGAGGAUUUAUUCUAGGACUCUGGGCAUUGAUUAUCAUGGUUUUCUUCAAAACAUAUGGAAUCAAGCACAUGAAACACAUCUUCUGAAUCUGAGCAAGCAAGAUGACUGCUUCUUUGCGUUGACUGCUUCUUUGGAUUCCCUGGUGUCAUUUGAGUUCCCUGUAUGUGUAUUAUGGUUGUAGCGAAAACAGUGUUGCAAUCUCACUUCAAAUGUUUUUUUGAAGUUAUGUCUUCUCUUCCUUUUUCUGAAAAGAGUCUCACAGGUGGUUAUAAAAUGAGACAUUUUUUUAAGUUUGUUUUAAGCAUAUUUUAAUGCUUUUUUGAGCUUAUCUUUCCAGUUAAAUUUAAAAAGAAGGGGACUUAAAUAUCUUAACAGAAUUUCUAAGGUUGACUAUGAAAUGUGAACGGGCAAAUUCGUUCCCCCAUACUUAUAAGUAAAUCUUAAAAGAGUCAUCCUAUCACUGAAGAACUAGACAGUUUGCAGAACAUUAUUUAGGAUGUCAUUUUAUCAAUAAAAGCUUAAUCCACUUUGCAGACUUUAGCAUGAUGUAUUGAAACCUUUCUUCAGAAAAACAAAAAAUACAAGAAAUACUCUAGAAAGAUAUUGAUUUUUUUUUUCCUGCUCUGUUAAAUACAACCCUAAGAACAGUCCUUUCACCUUUAGGCAAUUUUGGAUUUAGGAUUCUAUGAACUGGUGAAAGUGAAACAAAAAUACAUGAUAACCUCACUGAAACUACUUCAUAAAAUGCUGAAAAGGGUGAAACUGCAACUACACCAUGUCCAUUAGGAACCCUUUAUAGAUGUCUUUACACUCUGUAUGAUCCAGAGUUGGCCUCUUUCAGGGUUUUUUGCACUGGAUUUUUGCACAGAGCAAAACUGACUCUAGCAUCAGGAUGAAAAAUGUUAUCAGUUGUACUACUGUAUUCUGUAAUGUCUGAGCACUUGGAAAUGAGGUUUAUUGUUUAGGUCUUGUAAAUUCUUUUCUGGCAUAUUGAUUUGUUCUUCUUGGAUGUGUAAUGAUGAAUGCAUACCGAUAAUAGAGAAGAGAACAAAUUUCUGCAUGUAUGGAAACAAUGAGGUUGUCAACUAGGUGAUGCUCUUGCGGUGUGCUUUUGGAGUCUGUUCUCUAUCCUGAUCAUAAUAAAGCUGAUGCAUACAUGGUCUAAAGUC